This is a messenger RNA of Mandrillus leucophaeus (drill), 1614 nucleotides long. It is a transcript of the gene LYRM4, whose product is annotated as LYR motif containing 4. Gene Ontology annotation, biological process: iron-sulfur cluster assembly. Bases 216 to 506 code for a protein of 96 amino acids. Gene Ontology annotation, cellular component: mitochondrion; L-cysteine desulfurase complex. NCBI's taxonomy places the organism in Eukaryota, Metazoa, Chordata, Mammalia, Primates, Cercopithecidae. The transcript has 4 exons. The record is from RefSeq and is a predicted model, not a curated record.
GAGCCCUGCCUUCGCCCGCCCCCGAAGUGGCGCGGGACGCCCGGCGCGGUCUGCGGUCCACAGGGCUGCCGGCUUAGGCUUAGGACCAGCCCGCUGGCAAGGUCGAGCCGCUGCAUUUUAUUUCGUGCGUGGUUUCUGCACAGGCUGGAGUUCCGAGGUUGGGUCGUACUUGGGACCUCGGCGAAGAGGACCCGUUAAUUUUUUUUCUUUCCAAAAUGGCAGCCUCCAGUCGCGCACAAGUGUUAGAUCUGUACCGGGCGAUGCUGAGAGAGAGCAAGCGUUUCAGCUCCUACAAUUACAGAACAUAUGCUGUCAGGAGGAUAAGAGAUGCCUUCAGAGAAAAUAAAAAUGUGAAGGAUCCUGUAGAAAUUCAAACCCUAGUGAAUAAAGCCAAGAGAGACCUUGAAGUAAUUCGUCGACAGGUAGCUGAGCAAGGCACAGCCACCAGGAGGAAGGCAGGGAACAGCAGCCGGAGCCUGGGGAAGCCCUGCACACAUUGGCCUUGAGGAAACCACCUGACAGACGUUUGCUCUUCCUCACACAGAGUUGGUCCACAUUGGCCAACUGUAUUCAACUGACAAGCUGAUCAUUGAGAAUCGAGACAUGCCCAGGACCUAGCAAGCCGGGGACCAGCCACCAGCGGCGGCCAGGGACCACCUUCAGCAUCCACUCUCUGUUCGAGAUGGGGGCUCCCAAAACCAGCUUACAAUAGCCUUUUGCGCUGCCUGCCCUGUGGGAGCUGAUUAACCAAGUCACGUUUGCGUUCUGUUGCAGCCUUAGUGAAAAAGGAUGGCUGUGACUCCUUGGUUCACGUGUUAGAAUGGAGAGCUGGAGUUUGUUCAGAAUAGUGCUGUGUGUUACCACGUCUCCCCUCCACCCCACUCCUGUCUUGUAGCUCAUGACCAUUGUGUAUAGCAUUUCUACAUGUUGUUUCUUGGUCCUUGACAAUAAAAAGAAUUAUCUCCCUGAGCCUUUCACACCAGAUAAACCCCUCCCGAUUAAUGCAUUUUCAUUUUCUACUGACAGAAGGCCUGGAGAGGGCUGUUGGGGGCCCUCAGGGAGGGUUCGACCCGAGAAAAGAAGUGCCUUGGUGAAGGCAAGUCCAAGCCCCACUUGAGACUGGGGGCAGUGUGGAGUAGGGCAGGGCUGCGAGGGUACACAGUGCACCCUGUAACGUAUACCUGAACCAGUACAACAACGGUGACGGGUGUGUAGGUACACGCCCAGAGAUGGCGCACUGCAGAUCAGCAACCUUAGCCCCACCUGGGAGCUUGCUGGAAAUGCAGGCUCAAGCCCCUCCCAACACCUGGUAAAGGAGAGCCCCCAGCCUGAUCCAGGCCCAGGACAACCCCCAUACCCUGAAGCCGGGAACGUGCUGCGCAGCACUGGUGCCCACAUCUGGCUGGUGGACAGAAGCACCUGGAGAGUUGGAGCGCUUUUUAAAAAGACGUCUCAGCACUUCGCUCUCUGCAGAUUCUGACUCAGUAAGUGAGAGGUGAGGCACAUUUUCCUCUCUUUCUAAAGCUCUGCCAGUGUUUUUCAUGUUUAACCAGUUGGGGACCCCUGCUCUUUAAGCAUAUUACAGGUAAUAAAGAUAUUAUUUGUAUGCUUUUA